AUGAUGUUUAUCAACGCUUUCGUCGCCGCUGCCGUUCUAGCAGCUUCUGCGGUAACCGCAGUACCUUCCGCUCUUCCUUUAGACAAAGAAGUGGCGUCAAGAACAAUCCAGAUUUGCCGCAACAAAAAUUUAGCCUUCUGUGAUAAGGACGCCGAAGCCCCCCCUGCUUCUUGCGUCGAUCUCAUUCCGUAUAACGACAUCAUCACCUCUAUUGAUACCGGUAGCCUUACAUGCACGUUCUACAGUAAACACUGGUGCGAUUUGAGUGGCGAAUAUUUCGACCAUACCGGGGUAAUUGAUGACCUCGCCACCUACCCUGGACUGGAGCAAUGGGAUAAUGAUAUCUCUUCUUAUGAAUGCCAAUAA
Messenger RNA from Drepanopeziza brunnea f. sp. 'multigermtubi' MB_m1, 366 nucleotides. RefSeq lists its product as uncharacterized. The record is from RefSeq and is a predicted model, not a curated record. Lineage: Eukaryota; Fungi; Ascomycota; Leotiomycetes; Helotiales; Drepanopezizaceae.